GAGUCAUUCUUCAACCAUGUUUUAUUCUUUCCUUAAGUUUUUGAUCAAUGGAAUCAAAAUCAUCCUCAAACACUAGCACCCACAAGAAAGCCCAUCGAUUCCUAGAACGCACCAGACGAACUCUUCUCGACCCACUACGACUCCAAACCCCUCAACUCAUCUCCCUCUGCUCCGGAACGUAAACCAAACCAAACCAAACCAAACCGUUCCGUUACUACUCCGUCUACACUGCCUCUUCUACUACAUCUGAUUCUUGUGUGGUAUCAAACACUAUGGAAGAAGUUGACAAGCUUUCUUCUCUCGUAACAGUUGAGAAGGACCCGGUUCAAACCGGGUCGAAUACCAUGAAGGGCGAGAAACCUGAAAAUUUGAAAGAGACCACCUCCACUGAUCACCAAGGCGACGACUUUCUCCAGGAAGCUACUUCGACGUUGGAUUGGUCUCUCCUUGGCUUUUUAGCUACGUUAGUGAUCAAGUCCAUCGAGUUUCAGGUAAGUUUGAUGCUUACCUUCAUAAAUCUCCCACCUCGGUUGAUUCAUAUCUGCUUGAGCUUCGUCUCGGAUCCUUACCGCACAAUGAGACGCGGCAGACGCUAUCUGAUAUCGAGGGUUGUAGAGUUAUGUGAUUCAGGAUUGAAAGAUGAUAAGCACGUGUUGGAAGCUGUGCGCAGGUUAGCAUUGGGUCUGUUAUGGGCUGUGCAUGUAGGCAUCGUUUUGUUUGCCAUGUUGGUGUCUGCGUUUAUGGUUAGUGGGUUUUUGAUAACAUGUUUGUCUCAAGAACCACUUGUGAUUAAAGAGAGUUUGAGUUUUGAUUACACCAAGAACAGUCCAGAAGCAUAUGUGCCCGUUACCCACCGAGUUAACACUCCAAAUCACAAGACAGAGGUCAGUGUCUCAAUGACAUUGCCCGAGUCUGAAUACAACAGAAACCUCGGGAUGUUCCAGGUUCGUGUGGACUUCUUAUCCGAGAACGGUCAAGUGCUUGCUACUUCAAGGGAGCCGUGUAUGCUGAGGUUUAGAACCGAACCUAUCCGUCUCGUCCAGACUUUUUUAAAGAUAGCUCCGCUUGUCUCUGGCUACGUCUCUGAAACACAAACCUUGAACUUGAAACUCAAAGGGUUUUCCGAAAAGGACGUUGGUAGUACUGUUUGCGUGAAGGUAGUGAUUGAGCAGCGUGCGGAGUUUCGUGAUGGAGCAGGUAUACCAGAGAUUUAUGAAGCGUCUCUGUUGCUUGAGUCCGAACUUCCGUUCUUGAAAAGGGUUAUAUGGAAGUGGAGGAGGACUUUGUUUGUGUGGAUAAGCAUGAGUUUGUUUGUUACGGAACUGGUUUUCGCUUUAGUUUUCUUCUGGUGUCUGAUCAUCCCAAGAACAGGUCAGAGGACACAGCAAAGUGAUGGAACACCUUCCGUUCAUGCGGGAAGUAGAUAAAAUGGGAGGUUUCUGUAACGGCCGGUACUUACUGUAACUUUACUUUCUUCACAUGUGGUUCCAUUAUGUUCUUUGAUCAAAGUUUAAUAUCAUUCAUGCCUGCUAAUCAAUGUUUGUAUUUGUACGUUUGUGCUAUGUUCUUCAAUCAAUUUUUAAAGUCACAUUUAUACCGACUAAAUGAGCCCAAUUACGGCUGGGAUUUUAUCCAAGCAGCCAAAUCGAAUCAAAACUUUUGGUGCAGGUUUGGUUUUAAGUUCUUCAGUUCAGUUUUUUUUUCUUUUUUUUUUUAAUAAAUGAAUGUUAGUUCAGUUUCAAAUUUGUUUUUUUUUUAAAACAAAUAUUGUACCAAACUAACUUAAAUAACCAAAAUUUUGAAUCGAUAUUAAACCAAAACUUCGAAUCCAUAUUAAACCAAAAUUUCGAAUCGAAACUAAACCAAAAUACAGUUAUAAGUUAUAACUUUUAAAAACCGAACUAACCAAAUAAACAAAUCAGUUUUUAAAGAAAGUUGUACAUUGAACCGAGUUAACC
Molecule: messenger RNA, 1958 nt
Organism: Raphanus sativus (radish)
Lineage: Eukaryota; Viridiplantae; Streptophyta; Magnoliopsida; Brassicales; Brassicaceae
Product: seipin-3
Exons: 1
Coding region: 273-1427 (384 amino acids)
Biological process (GO): lipid droplet organization; lipid storage
Cellular component (GO): endoplasmic reticulum membrane
Source: RefSeq, a predicted model, not a curated record